Colletotrichum phormii is the source of this 1358-nucleotide messenger RNA. RefSeq lists its product as uncharacterized. The transcript has 2 exons. The record is from RefSeq and is a predicted model, not a curated record. Bases 366 to 1187 code for a protein of 273 amino acids. Lineage: Eukaryota; Fungi; Ascomycota; Sordariomycetes; Glomerellales; Glomerellaceae.
CCUGUUCUGCACAUGGCUACUUCCUCCUUUCUGCUUAGCCCAUCUCAAGUGACAGUAGCGCAGGUGCGUCCUGCUGCAGGUGCAAGACGGAAGUCCAGUGUUCUUUCCUCCAGUAUCCGUACGAAUACCUUUUUUAGUUCAGGGCAGUCACCAGUGUCAUUCUCCUUCCCGUUGAUCGUGACUUCCGCGACCUCCUUCCUGCCAUGCUUUCUACCUAAUCGCUUUGGGAUCAAGGCGCCCCCUUCUCAAAUGGGCCCUGCCUCCCCUUUUCAUACCAGGUACUUGUGUCAUGUAUUGUCUCCGUGCCUGCCUCUAUCAUCUCGACAUCUGACGAUCGUCACCUCGAAUCAUUCAUUACACACCUCAUGGUCCCGGGCACUGAACAGUCAAGUUGGGAGAGAAAGAGGUAUGUAUUCUUGUCAGGUAGGUACCUACGAAUAGGUCAGGUACGGAGUACUCAGAGGCAAGGAGAGAAAGUGUGCCUGGCCUGGGCUAGCCCGCCUGCCCGCCUUCUCCAGGUGGCCUUGCUUAGCGCGUCCCAGGCUCCGUCCACUCCCGGCCUCCGUCCUUCAGUCCAGUCCCAAACUCCCAGGUCGGGCAAGAGGGAGCACUCCAGUCUCCAGGAGACGGGAAGGCGUGGUGGACUGGAAAAGGGUGAAGGGCAGCAAAAAAAGGCAGGCGCCGAUCCACAGCAGUGUGCCUGCCUGAUAUUAUUUCCAUGCUCCCCUCGCUCCUGCCGCGACUCCCCAAUCUGCAUCUGGACCAGUCCUCCGUCCUCCGUUCUCCUCUUCGUCUUCCCGAAUCCCUCCUCUCAAUUAACCCAGUCCCUCUCCGUCAUCAAUCAACCACUCGCUCCCUUUUUCUGCUUUUUUUUCUGGACCACUUCAAAGGCUCAACGUCCACGACACUACCUCAAGGCUCAAAACCCCCGGUGCAGACCCAUCGAUCGUCCCCCCCCGACCGACAAGUCGCCUCCAUCUCGCCUCCGUGUAGACAACUUCGCUCCUCUCGAGACACCAAACCUGCCAACCAAGGUCCAAGGACAAGCCUGCAGGUCCCUGAUUUUCCGCAAUCUUGCUCUCCCAGUGACCUCACAGCGUUUAAUCUUUUUACGCCAACGGUCAAACCCACACGCGCCCACACGCACACCCCCGAAGCGAACGGAGAACACACCAAGGAACGACUGAAGUCGCUCACGUCCGCCUUCACGUUCACGGGUUCACGGCCACGUCCACCGGAGACCGCUCCCUCCUACCGCACCUCCUGCCGCUACCGCUGCCUCUGCCGCAAAGAGCACCGUGUCCAGCAGCAUAUCCUGCACCUCACUGCAGUCAUCCCAAUCUGCCAAAAAUCCAAUC